UAAUAACUAAUGAGGAAAUUUUGAAAACAGUUUUCUUCUGAAGGUGGUAUUUUUUUGUCUGUUAACGUCUGCGUUUUAAUUGUAGAUACCUGUAGCUGAGUCACCGAUUCCUCAAGAAAUAGUCUUAGAAUCCCUGGCCUACAGCCACCUGAACAGGUUGGCAGAGAAAACAAGUGUCCCUGCACCUCAGAAGUCUGAGGGUGAUCGUCUUAUGGAAACCGUAGUGACGGAAACAGUGUUUGUCUAUGAACAAUCCAGGAUGCCUCUUUCCGACCUUGGCUGUGAGGUUGAGAGUCCUUUUACUGUAUCAGACUCUGAAACCACUGAAACCAUUGCUACCGAAGACGUUGCUGAAAGUGUGAUAACAAAUGCUGAUAACGUACAUCCCAGUAUCAGCGGUCAGCACAAGAUACCUGUAGCUGAGUCACCGAUUCCUCAAGAAAUAGUCUUAGAAUCCCUGGCCUACAGCCACCUGAACAGGUUGGCAGAGAAAACAAGUGUCCCUGCACCUCAGAAGUCUGAGGGUGAUCGUCUUAUGGAAACCGUAGUGACGGAAACAGUGUUUGUCUAUGAACAAUCCAGGAUGCCUCUUUCCGACCUUGGCUGUGAGGUUGAGAGUCCUUUUACUGUAUCAGACUCUGAAACCACUGAAACCAUUGCUACCGAAGACGUUGCUGAAAGUGUGAUAACAAAUGCUGAUAACGUACAUCCCAGUAUCAGCGGUCAGCACAAGAUACCUGUAGCUGAGUCACCGAUUCCUCAAGAAAUAGUCUUAGAAUCCCUGGCCUACAGCCACCUGAACAGGUUGGCAGAGAAAACAAGUGUCCCUGCACCUCAGAAGUCUGAGGGUGAUCGUCUUAUGGAAACCGUAGUGACGGAAACAGUGUUUGUCUAUGAACAAUCCAGGAUGCCUCUUUCCGACCUUGGCUGUGAGGUUGAGAGUCCUUUUACUGUAUCAGACUCUGAAACCACUGAAACCAUUGCUACCGAAGACGUUGCUGAAAGUGUGAUAACAAAUGCUGAUAACGUACAUCCCAGUAUCAGCGGUCAGCACAAGGUCAGGAAAAUAUCCUUGGAUACUGAAGAUGAAUACCUUGGGCAUUGUGAGUCUGAAGAAAGUAGAGACAAAGACAAACCAGGAAGACCAAAAGAACCUGUACUCUUUGCAAAAGGAGAUCCUUCGUAUAUGAAAGGGUCUCCCGAGAGUGAAGAGAAAUUAUGGCAAGCUUCCUCUGUGAAGUCUGACAUUGAAUGUAGUCCUAAAAAAAUUGUAUGUCUAGGUGUUACAGAUAAAUGCCAAGAUACAAAGGACAUUUCUAAUAACUAUGUAGAGGUACCACCUGUUAAUGACUCUUCUAUUCCAAAGCUGGAUAAAGUUCUGGAGAGUCAAUUCCCCAGACAAAAUGAGGGGCUGAAUAAUAAAAAAUGCAAAGAGGAUAAUAGGCAAAAAUACGAGGAGAAGGUACAGGACUCCAAAAAAACUGACAAAGAGCACUACCGAAAGAAGAGACAAUACUCUGACAGUAAAGACCGGAAGCAAAGCAGGAGCAAAGCGGAUGAUCGUUCCUACAAAAGGAGGCGCUCUUGCAGCAUGGAAACAAAUAAGCAAUAUCAUCAUAAGCAGGAUUAUUGCAAUGAAGGCAAGUACAGACCUUCCCAUCAUGAAAGAAACAGUCCAAAUAAUGGCAAAAGCUCAGGAAAAUACUCUCGUUAUAAAUCCCGAAGCAGAGAAAGAACGGAACAAGACAGGAAUAAGUAUUACCAUUCCAAAGGAGAGAGGACUUGGAACAGGGAAAGAUACUACCAAGAUGAAUUACGGAGAUGGGAAAAAUGCAGAUAUUACAAGGAUUAUUACUCUGUUCAUGGAACAGGUGAUGGUAGAGAGAGGAAGUCCUCUCAUUUUGAUAAAGCCUUUGACAAAUUGAGUCAAUUCUACAAAUCACGUAGGGAUUAUCACUGCAAGAGCAGAUGGGCUCACAACACUCACUCCAGAGAGGAAGGAGCCCAUCACUUGAGUAGCCACAGAGAGAACUUCCGUCACUGUUCAGUACCUCAGCAGUCUGAAAAACACUCUCGGGAAGGGCACGCACCUCCACCUGCCUCAGCUCAUGCACGAUUUGACAACUCUUUCUGGGAAAAUGAGAAACUGAGGCUUGGCAAGAGGAAAUACGGCGAUGCAGAAGGAAGCGAAGCUGAAGUGGGAAAGAAACGCCGCAAGAUAGAUGACCAAAGAAAGAAAAAGAAGGUCAAGAAGAAAAUGAAGUCCAAAGAAAAAUAUCAAGAGAAGGAUUACAAGUAAGCAGGGAUUCCAGC
Messenger RNA from Pezoporus flaviventris, 2313 nucleotides. Its product is annotated as ubiquitin carboxyl-terminal hydrolase 42-like. Lineage: Eukaryota; Metazoa; Chordata; Aves; Psittaciformes; Psittacidae. The record is from RefSeq and is a predicted model, not a curated record.